Messenger RNA from Hypomesus transpacificus, 9428 nucleotides. Its product is annotated as plasma membrane calcium-transporting ATPase 1-like. The coding region runs from base 1474 to 5160 and encodes 1228 amino acids. The transcript has 22 exons. The record is from RefSeq and is a predicted model, not a curated record. Gene Ontology annotation, cellular component: membrane; intracellular membrane-bounded organelle. Gene Ontology annotation, molecular function: P-type calcium transporter activity; ATP hydrolysis activity; ATP binding. Gene Ontology annotation, biological process: calcium ion transmembrane transport; regulation of cytosolic calcium ion concentration. Lineage: Eukaryota; Metazoa; Chordata; Actinopteri; Osmeriformes; Osmeridae.
AUCAAAUGACUGUUAUGAUCUUAUUUGCUUAGCUGGAAGCCUUAGGUUUCCAUUUGCUACCUUGGAGACGGCGUCCCAUGCGUCACAUAUGGCUGGGAGGGUAACCAAACAUCCACUAUUACUUUAUAACUUGUGUAUCAGGAUACUGGGUUUGAAUUAAGUCAUGCAUGUUUUACAUGUGUAUUUAUACACAUAGAGAUAUAUUGUGUAUCAUUAUUUAUGUAUAACUGCACAUACAGUACCAUAUCUAUAAUAUAAAUAAAUACAGGCUUAUUCAGGUGGUCGAUAAUGGUUUACAGAACUGCAUCAUGUUUCUUGUCAUCUUCACAUUUUUCACAACGAUCCACCUUAACUGAAUAAUCCCGGGUUGGCCCCUCCUCUCUCUCUCUCCGCGGCAGCUUUCCAGCAACAGACUGGCGCUGUGUCCCUCUUUCGGUUUUCCAGCCACUGAAAUUGGCGGAGCGACGCGCUCUCUUUCUGUAGUCCGGUCCAGGUCGCGUUUAUUUGCACUUUCACGCGGAUGUACGUGGACUGGAAACCCACACACAAUUUUAAACAAGAAUACAAACAACCCCUCCGGUUAAAUCAACAAGAACUGCUGCGCGGUUAGACAAACUGGAAUCGUUACCUCCGGUGAUAAUUUCCUCUUCCGUUUGAGAGGGGGGGGGGGUUAACAAUCGUUUUGGAGUGAAAUCUUAAGGUUUGGUGCAGCCUACUUUUCUGGCCUGUAAUAUACCGAGAGAGUUGUUUAAUAACUUGAUUUCCAGAAACUGUGAUCAAAACCGAAGGAAAAGCUUUCUAGUGUCGCGGUAAUCAUUUUGAACUGAUUUGUUAUCCUUGCCACAGUUGUCAAGUUUGAGUCUGAAUGGGGCAGAAACCAGUCCGUUCAGCUUGCACUUCUUCAAAUCCAGUUUGCACUCUUUCAAGAAAGGGUUAAAUCAUUUGUGACUGAGAGCAUUUUAUUUCAGUGGGACAACAGCAUACCCCUCUGAGAUUUUAUUGGAAAUUUAUUUUGGGUUUCUCGUCUCUGAAGUCCAUUUUCAUAGUCCAGCUGUGAACCAAGCGGAAGAAGAGAGCUACAUUUCUGUCGGAGGGGGAAAGUGGAUUUUAAGCGCUGAAGGACACAGUUUGGUGAUCCGUUGACAGGGGUAAACACGGUCCUACGCUUACAGUCAUACAUUAUCAGCGGAGCUGCGUGAGUAGACUUCGGUGUCCUGGAACAGGGAAGGCCGUCGAUGGAUCAAGUCUUACCCGUGCUCUGUUUCUGUGGCAACUAGCAUGCACUUCCUGGUCCUGGGUUGAUCACCUUCAGAGGAACCACAACUCCCGGCUCCUUUCCCCCCGUGUCAGCAGCACAGGAACAGCUUCAGCUGCAACUCUUAGUUAUACCAGUGCUUUCAGACAGGGGCACCCAACACAGGCUACUUAGGACGCAAGCAAGCAAGUAAACAAACAGAAAACAAAGCAACCAAAAUGGCUAACAACACGACGGAUCACCCUCCGGGGAACUCAGUUGCCGAGGGGAACCACGAAGGGGACUUUGGCUGUACGGUGAUGGACCUGAGGGACCUGAUGGAACUGAGGAGCACAGAGGCCGUCACGAAGAUCGGAGACUCCUACGGGGACGUGCAGGGGCUCUGUCGCAGGCUCAAGACCUCGCCCAUCGAGGGUCUCUCUGGAAACCCUGUGGACCUGGAGAAGCGCCACACAUCUUUUGGGAGGAACUUCAUCCCCCCAAAGAAGGCCAAGACGUUCCUUCAGCUGGUGUGGGAGGCUCUUCAGGAUGUCACCCUCAUCAUCCUGGAGAUCGCUGCCAUCAUCUCCCUGGGCCUGUCCUUCUACCAUCCCCCCGGGGGCGACAGCGAGCUGUGCGGCCAGGCGGCAGCGGGCGCUGAGGACGAGGGCGAAGCACAGGCGGGCUGGAUUGAGGGCGCCGCCAUCCUCUUCUCGGUUAUCAUUGUGGUGCUGGUGACUGCCUUCAACGACUGGUCCAAGGAGAAGCAGUUCCGGGGGCUGCAGAGCCGCAUCGAGCAGGAGCAGAAGUUCACCGUCAUCCGCAAAGGCCAGGUCAUCCAGAUCCCCGUGGCUGAGAUCGUGGUGGGGGAUAUCGCCCAGAUCAAAUAUGGUGACUUGCUGCCGGCGGAUGGUAUCCUGAUACAAGGCAACGACCUGAAGAUUGAUGAGAGCUCUCUGACUGGCGAAUCAGAUCAAGUCAGGAAGUCCCUGGAGAAAGACCCGAUGCUGCUGUCUGGCACCCAUGUGAUGGAGGGCUCGGGCAGGAUGUUGGUGUCGGCGGUGGGUCUCAACUCCCAGACGGGGAUCAUCUUCACUCUGCUGGGCGCCGGCGAGAGUGACGAGGAGAAGAAGGUCAAGAAAAGUAAAAAACAAGGAACCCCCGAAAAUCGCAACAAAGCUAAGACCCAGGAUGGCAUCGCCCUGGAGAUCCAGCCCCUGAAGAGCGAGGAGGCGGCCGAAUCGGAGGAGAAGGAGGAGAAGGAGGAGGUCAAGCAGGUGAAGAAAGUCCGGGUCACCAAGAAGGAGAAGUCCGUGCUGCAGGGCAAACUGACUAGGCUGGCCGUGCAGAUUGGGAAGGCUGGUCUGAUCAUGUCGGCUGUGACGGUCAUCAUCCUCAUCCUCUACUUCGUGGUGGACACCUUCGGCGUCCAGGGCCGCCCCUGGCUCAAGGAGUGCACACCCAUCUACAUCCAGUACUUUGUCAAGUUCUUCAUCAUUGGGGUGACGGUGCUGGUCGUGGCUGUACCUGAAGGCCUGCCCCUGGCUGUCACCAUAUCUCUGGCUUACUCUGUGAAGAAAAUGAUGAAGGACAACAACUUGGUGCGCCAUCUGGAUGCGUGUGAGACGAUGGGCAAUGCCACGGCUAUCUGCUCCGACAAGACGGGCACACUGACCAUGAACCGCAUGACGGUGGUGCAGGCCUACAUAGGAGACAUGCACUACAAGAACGUUCCAGAGCCUGAUGCCAUCCCGCCAAGUAUUCUGGAGCUGAUGGUCAACAGCAUCUCCAUCAACUCAGCCUACACCACCAAGAUCCUGUCUCCAGAGAAGGAGGGUGGUCUGCCUCGCCACGUCGGCAACAAGACAGAGUGCUCCCUAUUGGGCCUGGUGCUGGCGCUGAAGAGGGACUACCAGCCAAUCAGAGAGGAGAUCCCAGAGGAGAAACUCUACAAGGUGUACACCUUCAACUCCUCCAGGAAGUCCAUGAGCACCGUGCUAAAGAACGCAGAUGGCAGCUUCCGCAUGUACAGCAAAGGAGCCUCUGAGAUCGUCCUGCGCAAGUGCUCCCGUGUUCUGGAUACUCAGGGUGAGGCACGCAUAUUCAAGCCCAAGGACCGUGAUGAGAUGGUGAGCAAGGUGAUCGAGCCCAUGGCAUGCGACGGCCUGCGGACCAUCUGCGUUGCGUACAGAGACUUCCCGGCUGAGGGCGGCGAGCCUAACUGGGACGCGGAGAACGACAUCCUCAACAAUCUCACCUGCAUCUGCGUGGUGGGCAUCGAGGACCCAGUCAGGCCGGAGGUACCAGCAGCCAUCACCAAAUGCCAGAGGGCCGGGAUCACCGUCCGCAUGGUUACCGGGGACAACAUCAACACUGCUCGCGCCAUUGCAACCAAGUGUGGCAUCUUGCUUCCUGGAGAGGACUUCCUGUGUUUGGAGGGCAAAGAGUUCAACCAACAGAUCCGCAACGACCAGGGAGAGGUGGAGCAAGAGCGCCUGGACAAGGUGUGGCCCAAACUGCGUGUGCUGGCUCGCUCUUCCCCCACUGACAAACACACUCUGGUCAAAGGGAUCAUUGACAGCACUGUCUUGGAAACACGACAGGUGGUCGCUGUGACGGGGGAUGGGACCAACGAUGGCCCCGCCCUCAAGAAAGCAGAUGUCGGAUUUGCAAUGGGUAUAGCUGGUACCGACGUAGCCAAGGAGGCUUCAGACAUCAUCUUGACGGAUGACAACUUCACCAGCAUCGUGAAGGCUGUGAUGUGGGGGAGGAACGUGUACGACAGCAUCUCCAAGUUCCUGCAGUUCCAGCUCACUGUCAAUGUGGUGGCUGUUAUAGUGGCCUUUACAGGGGCCUGCAUCACACAGGACUCCCCCCUCAAAGCGGUACAGAUGCUGUGGGUGAACCUGAUCAUGGACACGCUGGCUUCCCUAGCCCUGGCCACCGAGCCCCCCACAGAGUCACUGCUCCUGAGGAGGCCCUACGGCCGCAACAAGCCUCUCAUAUCCCGCACUAUGAUGAAGAACAUCCUGGGCCACGCCAUCUACCAGCUCACCAUCAUCUUCACUCUGCUCUUCGCUGGAGAAAAGAUUUUUGAUAUUGACAGUGGUCGUAACACACCCCUCCACGCGCCGCCCUCGGAGCACUACACCAUCGUGUUCAACGUGUUCGUCAUGAUGCAGCUCUUCAACGAGAUCAACGCCAGGAAGAUCCACGGGGAGAGGAAUGUCUUCGAGGGAAUCUAUCGAAACCCGAUCUUCUGCAGCGUGGUCCUGGGAACCUUCGUUCUGCAGAUCAUCAUUGUCCAGUUUGGUGGGAAGCCCUUCUCCUGCACGUCCUUGACAAUUGACCAGUGGCUCUGGUGUGUGUUUAUUGGUGUGGGAGAGCUGCUCUGGGGACAGCUUAUCUCGGCCAUCCCCACCCACCACCUGAAGUUCCUAAAGGAGGCAGGUCACGGCACUACCAAGGAGGAGAUCAAAGAGGAGGAGAUGACGGAGGGAGCCGACGAAAUCGACCACGCUGAGAUGGAGCUCCGCAGGGGCCAGAUCCUCUGGUUCCGAGGACUCAACCGCAUUCAGACUCAGAUGGACGUGGUCUACACGUUUCAGACAGGCCAGGCUCCCGUGCCUGGAGCUCUGCGUCGCCAGCCCUCAGUGGUCAGCCAGCACAACGACACCGCCAAAACUAUUAAGGUGGUGAACGCGUUCCGCAGCUCCCUGUACGAGGGAAUAGAGAACCCAGAAUCCCGCAGUUCCAUCCAUAACUUCAUGGCCCACCCCGAAUUUGUUCCCCUGUCGGAGGAGGAGGCCCGCGCGCCCCCCAUUGAGGAGGUCAGCACGGAAAUGGAGGCCGUCCCCAGUUCCUCCUCUUCAGGGGGCGGCCAGGCCCCCGACGCCUCCCUCCGCAACCACGAGACCUCCGUCUAACCUCUUCCCCCCAUCAGCCCUGCUGGCUGACAUCAGACAUCUACCCCACCCACUUGCACCUCCAGCUGUGGUGGUCAGCCACAGCGUGUCACAUCACAAUCACAGAAUCAUUCCAUAAAUACUGACCCUCCCACACACCUUUACACAUACACUCAACGGUGGGUCCCAUGUAUCGCCUAGAACCCCCCCUCCCCCUCCCCCUCCACACAAACACCUUUACCCCCGGUCCACCCCCCCUGCCACCAACAGCCACAGCCUACCUGGGUGGCUUGCACUGACUGGUUCUAGUGUUCCUGUAAAUGUGUGCAGCAGACUGACAUGCAGGGCAUCCAAUCACAUCACUUUAAACUCACAAAUGACUGGGUCCACCACCCCUCCACCAAUUUGUCUUGGUUUGACAGCUUGUUCUUCAUGUUUCCUUUCUAAUCUAGGUUUCUCCUGUAAUCCUUGAUGUUUUCUGUUUUGAUUUGAAACUCUCCCGAGAACUGAACUGCAGCAUGUUAUCUAUCGUUCUGUACUUGCCUCUAUCGUGUAUACGCUUAAUGACUUUUAAGGUGUUGUUUAUCUUCCUGUAUGUAAAUAUGCUUUGAUUCUUCAAUACAGCUUUAAAGUUUAUUGGGCGAAUGUCAUUUUAAGAGUUCUCAGUUACUUAGCCAUGCCUUUCCUUUCAUUUAUUGUUAUUGUAAGAGUACAUUGUGAAUUUAUUUUAUUUCAUGAUAUUUUUGUAAUGUGUAUUAAUGGAGAAUUUAGCUCAAUAAUAAGAGUACUUCCUUAUGAGUCAGAGACACUACAGGCUUGAGGUCAUUGUCUCGCCAUAUUUUCGCCUUCAGAAUGUCUGAAGACACGUGUUCUUCUUUAGGGCCCCUCGAGAUUUACUGUGUUUAGGAAGGACAGUGCCAAGGAAUCAACUCAUCUAGUUAGGCUCCUGUCUGCCAUUACAGGCAACGGGCAUAAAAGGAACAUUCAUCUGCCCUCAUCUCAUUCAGGCAGACUUCUGGUUCUCUAUAGCUCCUUGCCAGUAAGCCUGACAGUGCACUAUACUGCCUCAAUAUUGAGUACGAAAACUACCAUCUAAGUGAAUUGAGCGAUAUUGAAAUUUUUUCCACAGAUACCCCUCCCCCAUUGUAGAAUGCAUGUUGUAUCCCAGUUGAUUGGCAUGGGAUUGUUGAUCGGGAUUUUAGGAACAGUUAUCAAGGAACUCACUUUAGGCGGGGACAGUUAUGGAAAAAGGUAGUCAUUUUGCUUUAGGUUGUCAUUCGUUUAGAUGAGAGAAAAAUCUGUACGUGCCACCGGUACAAAGAUACUUUGUAGCCAUCGGUGCUGGCUAUCUAACCCGCCGGACGCCUCUACGUCUGAGUGUCAUUAUCGAACCUCACUGUGUUAGCCUUGGCGAGUGACACGGGAGACUAUUGAUCUCUCCUGUGCCUCAAGGAUAACAAUCAGCAUCCCAGGUCUAAAUCCAAUAUCACCCCUCCCUCUUUUCCUAUUUGUCCCUCCUCUCUGCUAGUGCAGGGACAUAGCACAUCUCCAGCACACCUGGCCUCUAGCACCACAGCCUCAGAUAACUGCCAUACAAAGAAACAAGAGCUGUUCUGGAGGAGUCCUAAAGCUAGGGGUAUCUAGUAGAAAAACGCUGUCCUGCCCACCAGUGGUGUGUAGUGCAGCUGGAGGAGCUCAUUUAGAUCAUGCUGUCAGACCCAGUAAAGUAAUACAACUGCCAUAAUUCAACCCUCUUUUGUCAUAACUAGGUUGUGUCUCUACACAAGCCUCCUCUAACAAACCUCUUCUACUUAAAUCAGAGCCAUAUUUUAUAGGUUGUUGGUUUGUACCCCAUUGUUUAUGAGGUUUAUUUUUUACCUUUGACCCUCCCCCUUUCCAACUGUGGCCCCAACCCUAAUUCCCCCAUGACCAAAUAGGAAGACAAAACUAAAGUUGCCACUGCCGAGAAAUCUAGUUAAAGGACCACUACGAUGUUUACAGAGCUGAGCCAGCAGACCUGCCUGCUGUUCUUCCUUGAUGAGUCCCUUUCAUGAGUCUUAAACUAAUAGGGAAGCUUAUUUGCAUGGAUUUCAUAUAAAACUCAAUAUUCUGUUAAUUUUUUUACAAUUAUUCUGUAUUUUUAUAUUUAGUACUUUUUAAUAUUUUUGAAAUAUAUGAAUAUAUAUGUAUAUGUGUGUAUAUAUAUAUACAUAUAUAGGCUAAAGAGUAUGGUGACAGUACAUUACAUGAGUGAGAGGAAUCUUCAGUGGAGUAUGUCGUUUUCCAGUUCUACAAAUAUUCUUGCCACAUUUCUAAACCUACAUUUUGUUGUCUGAUGUUAGGGCUCCUAAACAUUAAAUUACCUGUUUACUUACUGUCGGCGUUGUGAUUGGACACUACUCUCUCAGCAAUCUACUGUAGUCUCACAGACAAUUUUAAGUAAUCUGACUCAUUGGAAGUCUUAUUUGGCAACAUAUUUCAAAAUAUAUAGCCGCUCAAAAGAUAUGUCCUUGAAUUACUUUUAAUUGAGCUCAACAAAGAAAAAAUAACAGUAUUUAUAUUAACAUAUUAAUGUAAUGAUAAACCAAUUGGGGGUAUUAAUCAUUUUCAAAUUCAAUAUCUAGGUUUGUUUUUGUUCUCCCAGACUACUAUGAUAAUUUGUAUUUCAUUUUAUAUGGGAUUGGUGCUUUUUAAUGACAGCGAUAGUAUGGAAGUCAAGUUGUUUGAACUUGAAUGGUUUUUGAUGUCCAAAUUAAGCAUCACCUUAUUUUACAAAUGGCUGAGGAAACUGUUUAUAGAGAGCAUAACUGUUAUAUAGUAGGAAGUGACAUCACUUCCUCUUCCUGUUUAUGUAUCUGUAAACACUAACAAAAUGCCUUGGUUGUGGUGUCUCAUUGUGGCCUCAUUUUGAAGGGAGAAACACUUUCAAAGGUAAUCCUUUUAAUUUUUCUGACAACUUUCUUUCGGAAUACUGCACCCAUGCUUUAGUAUACUGUAAAUAUUGGUGAAUAAUCAUUUGAACAUGACUAUUAACUACCAUUCGUAACAAGUGGGGGGCUAUCAGUCGAUGAUAACCCAGCAAAGCUUUAAGAAUGUUUCUGCCAAAGUUUGGUUUUUGUAUUCUUUUCUUUCUUUGACUAUACCCGUGUGCCCACUCAUUUGUUUAAAUUACAUAACAAAUUUCACUGUGUAACCCAAUGUCUCCCCUAAUUAGCCUGUGUUGCAUUUAAAUGUUAACAGGAAAUGCUCGAGCUGCAAAAACGAACCCUGUAAGACCCGACCCUAUAAUUUCAACAUCACGUUUAGCUCUCCAAAAAACAAAUUUGCUAAUAAAAAUGUCUUGGAACGACUACAUUUACGUAACCAUUGGGUCCUAUUGUCUUGCCUUGCAAUGCUAUUGGAUAAAUUUGAUCUUUCAAAAAAAAAAGAAAUUAGCAAUUAAAGAGCUAAAGGUGAUGUUGUAAUUUUACAACAAGGGGUCUUACAGGGUUUAAGGUUAGCUACUGUUGGGUUACGGUUAGCUACUGUUGGGUUAGGGUUAGCUAUUGUUGGGUUAGGGUUAGAUACUGUUGGGUUAGGGUUAAGGUUUGCUAUUGUUGUCUCUUCUCUAUUGCCAUGGCUUCAGUUGUGCCAUUGUACUCCUCCUCACGUCCUCAUCACCAGGUGUAAAAGAACUCCUGCGGCACUUCACACUUUCAGUACUUUGUUAAACUUUUAACCUGGGCACAACUGUACCAUAGAAGCAAAGGCAACAAGUGAAGUUGUCAAAGGAAUGUGUGAAUUCGUUCAAAUUGCAGAUGCUACAUUAGAAAAGCCUAGCAUGGCUCUAUAGUAAUCUAUGGGACCUUGAAUUGCACAGGUUUUAAUUACAACUAAUGUAUGAGAUGGAAAAGUUGUUGUGCAAUAAUUGUUGGAAUUUUACUGCAUUGCUUUCUCUAAAAGCAUUGCCUUUCUUAAAGUCCUACAUUAGGUUUGGGAAAAAACAUUUACAUGAACACAGUUGUAAAUCAUUUAAAAAUAAGUUUAAAAGUUCAGAGAAAAAUUAAAAAUUACAAUUAUGGAAUUCAUAAUCACCUAUUUUAUAUCUGCAGAUAUAUUACCCAAGCCAGAUAUUGUGUUUUAAUACAUAGGAAAACUGUAUUCAUUCGCAAAAAAAUGCAGAAAGUAGAUUUUCUGUAAUUGAUACCGUAUGAUACACAGUAAUGAGCACUAGUGUUAUUUUUGUAUAAACAUAAUAUCAUCUGUGUGGCAUGCAUGAAAUAUAAACAAAUAUGGUGGUUUAUAAGCAA